GAUUUUAAUUUAGUCAGUGUUGCAUUGUUUUGACAACUUUAUUGAAAUGGCCAGUACACUUAUUGCAACAGGCUUGGGUCUUGCUGUAGUAGGUUUUACAGGACGUUAUAUAAUUAAAAAAAUGCCACAUUUAUCUCAAAAAAUGGCAGAAGCUUAUAAAAAUGUACCAAAAUUAAAUCCAAAGACUUUAGCAAACAAUAAAUAUUAUAAAGGUGGUUUUGAAUCUAAAAUGACACGACGUGAAGCUAGUUUAAUCUUGGAUGUUUCACCAACUGCAAGUAAAGUGAAAGUAAAACAGCAAUUUAAAAAAAUCAUGGCUGUGAAUCAUCCAGAUCGAGGUGGAUCUCCGUAUAUUGCAGCAAAAAUUAACGAAGCAAAAGAUUUAUUAGAAAAAUAAUAGUUAAAUGUAUGAAUAUAAAUAGUGUACAUGAAAUUUAUUAUAUGUAGUUUUAUAAAUUUAAUUUCAAGUAAAUUUUUAUGUAUAUAUUUAAUAAUAUAAUGAUUUUAAAUAUUUUAUUUAAUAUGUAAUAAAAUUGUUUAUACAUUUAUGAUUCCUUUAAUUUUAUAUUUAUAUUUUUAAUAUAUUUAUGUUAAAUUAAAAAUUAUAUUAAUAAAAAUAUAACAUAUGAUUUAAUACAAUAAAUAUAUUAAAAUUUUAUAAUAUAUAUAAUAAACUUAGUUCGUACAUUGUAAAUAAUAAAUGUAUAAAAAAUUUUAUAAAUCAAUAUAAAUCAAUGUAAUAAAUUAUUGAUGUGUAAUUUUUUACUUUUAUACUAAAUUUAUAUUUACAGAAAGAAAUACUGUAGAUGUAACAUUAUAAUCUUAUAUAGUACAUUCGUUUUUUUUAGGA
This is a messenger RNA of Apis dorsata (giant honeybee), 850 nucleotides long. Its product is annotated as mitochondrial import inner membrane translocase subunit TIM14. Gene Ontology annotation, biological process: protein import into mitochondrial matrix. The record is from RefSeq and is a predicted model, not a curated record. Gene Ontology annotation, molecular function: ATPase activator activity. Gene Ontology annotation, cellular component: PAM complex, Tim23 associated import motor. The transcript is spliced from 4 exons. NCBI's taxonomy places the organism in Eukaryota, Metazoa, Arthropoda, Insecta, Hymenoptera, Apidae. Bases 47 to 397 code for a protein of 116 amino acids.